Molecule: messenger RNA, 1577 nt
Organism: Telopea speciosissima
Lineage: Eukaryota; Viridiplantae; Streptophyta; Magnoliopsida; Proteales; Proteaceae
Exons: 3
Coding region: 10-1572 (520 amino acids)
Molecular function (GO): acetylglucosaminyltransferase activity
Source: RefSeq, a predicted model, not a curated record
GAAGAAAAGAUGUCUCCUCAGUCUCACAGGGAAACGAGUCAGGACCCAUUUAAAUCCUGGAAAAUAUUCACUUCCAAGGCUGACAGAAAUGGCGAGAUUUUAACUCUCUUGAUGAAAGGAGCCCUCCUCGUCUUUUUCUUCGCUUCAAUCUAUUUCGUUUUCUUCUCCGCUUUCUCCAACCAGACACGAUGGUUCAGAUGCCCAGAAUGCGACGGCAUCAUCCGGAAUUAUGGUCGGAGGGGCGAAAUUCCUGUGAUUUUCAAUGAUCAAGAUCAUGAAACGACGAACAUUUCACACAUUCAAUUUGGAAUCGGUGGUUCAGUGAAGUCAUGGAAGGAUCGCCGACAUUACAGCGAGUUAUGGUGGAAACCCAACAUCACUCGCGGUUUCGUCUGGCUCGACCAGCCAUGGCCUGAGAACGAAACCUGGCCGGAAGCUUCGCCACCGUAUCAAGUGUCGGAAGACUCAUCGAGGUUCAAGUACACCAGCUGGUACGGCACCCGUUCCGCAGUUCGGAUCGCUCGAAUCGUGUUGGAGAGUUUCCGGUUAGGGUUAGAAAAUGUGAGAUGGUUCGUGAUGGGAGACGAUGAUACGGUGUUUUUCGUGGAGAACUUAGUGACUGUACUGUCGAAAUACGAUCACCGUCAGAUGUACUACAUCGGGGGAAACUCCGAGAGUGUGGAGCAAGAUGUGAUACACUCUUAUGGAAUGGCAUACGGUGGCGGUGGUUUCGCGAUCAGUUACCCUCUCGCAGCUGAGCUUGUUAGGGUUCUUGACGGUUGCAUUGACCGUUACGCCUCUUUCUACGGCUCUGAUCAGAGGAUUCAAGCUUGUUUAACUGAAAUUGGGGUCCCAGUCACCAAAGAGCUCGGCUUCCAUCAGGUUGAUAUCCGAGGAGACCCGUACGGUUUACUAGCGGCACACCCGGUGGCGCCGUUGGUGUCGCUCCACCACUUGGAUUAUGUGAAGCCGUUGUUCCCGGCGGAGAAGCCGACGGAGGCGGUGAAAGGGCGGAGCCAGGUAGAGUCGAUGAGAAAGUUGAGAGAUGCGUAUGAGAUGGACCCAGGGAGGACAUUGCAACAGAGUAUAUGUUACGAUUUGGAGAGGAAUUGGUCUUUGUCAAUCGGGUGGGGUUACACGGCUCAAUUGUAUCCAUCGUUGUUGACGGCGAAGGAACUCCAGACGACACUCCAGACGUUUCAGACGUGGAGGAGCUGGAGUAAUGAACCCUUCACUUUCAAUACCAGGAGGCUGAGCUCAGAUCCUUGUGACCGUCCAAUCUUCUAUUUCUUUGACCAAGUGCAAGUGGAAGUGGAAGUGGAAGUGGAAUACGUAGGUAGGACCUUAACAACUUACAAGAGGUUCGUUCCUGAACCGAACAAGGACUGUGAUAACCCUCAAUACGUCCCUCUCUUGGCUGUGCAAUCCAUCAAAGUUUCGGCUCCCAGGUUGAAUCCUGACCAUUGGAAAAAGGCGCCACGAAGACAGUGUUGUGAGAUUGUGGAAGUGGGCAGCGUUGUUGAAGCGAGGAUUAGAAGCUGUCAUCAAGGGGAGUCUGUCACGCCACAUUAAAAGUU